AUGGCCACCUCCUUACAAAGUAUUGGUUCGGAGACUGCCUGUAAAUCAGAUCAAACGGAGAUAGCAUUGAUCCGCCCACUAUUUGAAAGGCCGGCAGUGCAUGAAGCGAAUGUGGCGUCCAUCCGCCAUUUCAAUGAGUGGGCCUGCGAAAAGGUUGCUGCGGUUGGGGACCGCUUCUCAGAAGAAGACAACGGGCCCACCUCCGGAGAACUGACGCGAGAAGUAGACUGGCUCCUGGAUGAUGCUGUUGCUGCCAUGGACACGGACGACGAGCCUAAGACUCCUGCCACCUGGAGAGCGCUCAGCCGGCGCAUACGAGACGGCUCUGCCAAGCCGUCGACAACGAUCUUUUUGAGGGCCAGCAUCAGCGAACUAGAGCGGCUGUGGUCUUCGCGCCUGGAGCAGCGGGUUCCGUUCCAGUACCUCGUCGCGUCGGCGCACUGGCGGGACCUGGUGCUGGCGGUUCAGCCCGGAGUGCUCAUUCCGCGCCCGGAAACGGAACUGCUGAUUGACUUCGCCGAAGAGGCCCUAAAAGCCGACCCCAGCCUCGGACAGGGCCCCUGGGCCGACCUCGGCACUGGGAGCGGCGCGCUCGCCAUUGCACUCGCGCGCUCUUUCCCCGCGAGCGCGAUUUAUGCCGUCGACAAAAGCCCCACUGCAAUCGCCGUUUCCCGUCACAACGUUCAGAGGUACGGGCUGCAGGCCAGGGUGCACGUCAGGCCUGGCAGCUGGUUUGAACCCCUAGCGGAUGUCUCGGGAAGAUACGCUGGGGUGCUCAGUAACCCGCCGUACAUCCCGGCGGAGAACUUGGCGCGGCUGCAGAAAGAGGUGGGCGCGCACGAGCCGCGGCUGGCGCUAGACGGCGGCGCGGGCGAGGGUUUGGAGGCUUUUGCCGCGAUCUGCCGCGGCGCCGGGGGGGCGCUGCGGCCGGGGGGGUUUUUGGGGCUGGAAACGAAUGGCUGGGGGCAGGCGGAGCGGGUCGCGAGCAUGAUCGAACGGUCGGGGGGCUUCGGGGAGUUGUUUUCGUACCGGCGGCUGUGGUCGGGACAAGAGUACCGGCGGCUGCGGUCGGGACAAGAGUACCGGCGGCUGCGGUCGGGAAAAGUGGCGAGCACCAGCUGGAAUGAGACCAAGCUCUGCCCGCUGCCCGUGGCGUCUUCAAGCGAAGGGCAGCCACGAACAGCCCGUAGCUGCAGCCUCCGUUUCGGAUCGUUUUCGAAACGUCGAGACUUGUCGUUGCCAGUGGAAUUCCGAAGCAGCCUCGUGAAUCCGACUCUGUCUAUGUUAUGUUGCUCAAGUUCGGCCGAAGCAAACUGAUGUUUAUGACGGUUCGAGGGGUCGAGACGUCAAGAAGCAACAGUUGCUGAGCUCUCGGUUUCCGUCCGAAUCCAUAAACAAGGUCUGAUGCUCUGUAAGACGUGCUUGACGCCAGUCUGUGCUGCCGCAACCCGGUUGUGACCAAAUUCCAUGCCAGUGAGCCUGAUACUUGUACAACAUUUGCAAACACACGAGAGUUGAGCGGUGAUCAAUCUGAUCUGAUAGGAUAUCCUCCAGAUUAUGUUUCGCCCGGCCGGCAAACCCCAGCUAGAGCCGGCGACUUCAACGUGGG
Molecule: messenger RNA, 1609 nt
Organism: Klebsormidium nitens
Lineage: Eukaryota; Viridiplantae; Streptophyta; Klebsormidiophyceae; Klebsormidiales; Klebsormidiaceae
Source: the annotation of a GenBank genome assembly